Molecule: messenger RNA, 481 nt
Organism: Hibiscus syriacus
Lineage: Eukaryota; Viridiplantae; Streptophyta; Magnoliopsida; Malvales; Malvaceae
Exons: 1
Coding region: 68-481 (137 amino acids)
Source: RefSeq, a predicted model, not a curated record
UUCUACACAUUCACUCCCAAUAUUUGUAUCUAAAAUACAAUUAUUUUCUCUAAAUUUAACUUCCUUCAUGGAUGUACUAGGCGUUCGUCAAAGGAAAAGCAAUAAGAAGCACUCCAAGAGAAGGAAUUCUAACAGAGAUAUCAAAGUCGUUUAUAUCUCGAGUCCCAUGAAGGUGAUGACAUGUGCCUCACAGUUCCGAGCUUUGGUUCAAGAACUCACCGGGAAAGACUCCGAUGCUGCCGUCCGAUUCAUGGACGAUGAUGACAACGUCUCCGAUAAUUCUCCUACCUAUUCCAGUUCAGCGAGGGUUCAUGGUGAUGGUGUUCUUGGAUUGCCUUGUGCAAUUUUCAAUCACGGGUUCAUGUUUGAAUCAUUUGAUGAUGAACUUAUUUCGGAAGGAGAUUUCUCCAGGAUGCUUACAUCAAAUUUGUCUGACGAUCCUUCUCAUAUCGACACUUUUAGAAGUUUUGGGCCAAAUUAA